Molecule: messenger RNA, 417 nt
Organism: Pichia kudriavzevii
Lineage: Eukaryota; Fungi; Ascomycota; Pichiomycetes; Pichiales; Pichiaceae
Exons: 1
Coding region: 1-417 (138 amino acids)
Source: RefSeq, a predicted model, not a curated record
AUGUUUGCACGUUCUUUACUCCGUCCUUUAGCCUCCACUUUGCGCCCAGCACUUUCCAUGCGCCGUUUCCUCUCAGAUGAAACAAGAAAGGCCAUUGAAGAAGCUGUCCAUUCUGCUCCGGUUGUUCUAUUUAUGAAGGGCACACCAGGUGCACCAGCUUGUGGGUUCUCGAGGGCUACAAUCCAGCUACUUGGUCAGCAGGGCGUUGAUCCAGCCAAGUUUGCCGCUUAUAACGUCUUGGAAGACGACGAAUUACGUCAAGGUAUCAAGGAGUACUCGGAAUGGCCAACAAUUCCCCAGCUCUAUGUGAACAACGAGUUUGUUGGCGGCUGUGAUAUCAUUACAAACAUGUCUCAAACUGGUGAGCUUGCCGAAUUGCUUGACGAGGCAAAUGCCCUUAUACCUUUGGAAGAGUAA